AUGACAAUCGAGUGGGAGGGAGGGAGAGCAAAGGAGGAUACCUUCCCGGGAUGCCUGGGCGGGAGCUCAGAGCACCUGGGCCUGGACUUGGAGGCCCUGCAGGGGAGCAAGUACCUCCAGGACCUUGGCCUUGAGUCUCCUCCCCACAACCAAGCUGGGGAAGCCAACGGCCACUGCAGCCCCAGGAAAGAAGCUGGAGGAGAGUCCAUUUUCUGCAGGUCUACCAGGUCCCACAGCCUGCUUCGGAGACGCAGCUGGGAGAGGUCAAGGAGCUGCUCUGAGAGCUGGCGAAGGCUCAGCCUCGAUGCCUCUGCUGUGAGCGAGGGGCCCUGUCUCCCUCGGACGCUGGCGAGCCUUGCUCUGAACCUGCCAGAAGUGGGCCCGCAGACCUGGACCCGAGGGUGUCCUUCUUGGGAAGGGACCCCAGCAGAUCACCCAAGCAAGGAAUGGGCCAACCCUGAGAAAAGAGCGAGGUCGCGGUCGGUUCCCACGUCCUUUGAUGAGAUCAGCCCCUCGGAAAUCUCCCUGGCUGGGGAGGUGUCCCCACCAGUUGUCCAAGGCCUGGAGCCCCCGGAGCUGGAGAGCUUGGAGAAGGACCACGUGGAGCCGGACCGUGUGUGAGUGAUCCUGUGGCCGCGGGUCCCAGCGCACGGCUUGGGGCAGAGGGACGCUGGCAGUGAGUGACUGAGGUCCCCCUCAUCCUCCACACCCAAGACCUCGGUCUUCCCUUCCACACCAUCCUUCCCCCAAGAGCGAGAUUCAGGCCCCUCAGAGAGGUUCUUGGCAUCAGGACAGGGCAGCAGAGGUUGGGGGUCCCCGCUCGGGUCUGCGCCGGGACCUGGGGCAAGCGCAGCUUGGGGAACAUCUGU
Messenger RNA from Talpa occidentalis (Iberian mole), 869 nucleotides. RefSeq names its product rho guanine nucleotide exchange factor 18-like. The record is from RefSeq and is a predicted model, not a curated record. The transcript is spliced from 5 exons. NCBI's taxonomy places the organism in Eukaryota, Metazoa, Chordata, Mammalia, Eulipotyphla, Talpidae. Bases 1 to 621 code for a protein of 206 amino acids.